GCUGCCGCGGGUUCCUUUUUUUUUUUUUUUUUUUUAAAUCUUUACUGACCGAGUGAAAAACAACGACAGCCGGAGCAGUAGGAGUAACUGCGUUGCGAGGAGGAGCAUCCACCUUUGAGGGCUAUUAAAGCGCAGCAGAGGCAGCAGACGGAGAGACGGGGACUCUGCGCCCAGACGGAGAGGAGUCAACAUGUUUGAGACCAAAGGAAUCCCUUUUGUCCUGCUCGAUUUAGUCUGUCUAAUUCUAGGGGCUCUACCUCUGGCAAUCUUUAACCUGGGUAAGAUCCGCCCCUAUCAAAGGGGCUUUUUCUGUAGCGACGACAGCAUCAAGUACCCUUUCCACCCCAGCACAGUCACCUCCAAGGUGCUCUACUCUGUGGGGCUCUGCCUGCCCAUAGGCUCUAUGGUCUUUGGCGAGUGCCUUUUAGUUUAUUUAAAGCGCAUCGAAUCCAAAUCAACGUUCGGCAACUAUGUUGCCUGUGUUUACAAAGCCAUCGGUACCUUCGUCUUUGGUGCCGGCAUGAGUCAGUCUCUGACGGACAUCGCAAAGUAUUCGAUCGGCCGGCUCAGGCCGCACUUCCUUGAUGUGUGCAAACCGGACUGGAAACUCAUCAACUGCACAGCAGGUGUAUACAUCGAAAACUUCAACUGCACUGGAGAUCCGAAGGUGGUCAACGAAGGCAGACUGUCCUUCUAUUCUGGCCACUCGUCGUUCUCCAUGUACUGCAUGCUGUUCCUCGCUCUCUACCUGCAGGCGCGGCUUCAGGUCCAGUGGGCGCGGCUGCUCAGACCAACCCUCCAGUUCUUCCUGAUCGCUGCCUCGGUGUACACCGGCCUGUCAAGGGUUUCCGAUUACAAACAUCACUGGAGCGACGUGCUGACAGGGCUGCUGCAGGGCGCAGUCAUGGCUCUGCUGGUGGUCUUCUUCAUAUCAGACUUUUUCAAAACAACAGAGUGCCGUAAAGAGACGGACAUCCCUCACACAACGCUGCAGGAGACCCCCACAAACGGGAAUCACUUUGAGAGUCCCAACUAAGCUAAGUGGAGCUACGCUAAGAGUCCUCUCCUUCCAACGCACACCCAGAAUUCCAGCUUCGAAGCCUUUAAUCCUGAGCAAAUCCCCCAUUCAAUACACUGCAUGGACGUUUAGUUUGAACUACCUGAUUAUUCCUCAAGUUAUCUGAACUCUCAAAACCACACAUGGCCUCUUUGAAUUUCACACUUUAGGGUAUUUCAUGCUUGUCUGCCAGUGCUCCGUGUGAAAGAUUGUGAAAAGUAUCCAGCUGUAGAUCACAAGCUGAAGAUUGAAAAAUGAGGUGGAUCUAUUAGUGUGAACAACUGAAGCGGAGGGAAAACUGCAUGCACCAAAAGGAUCUGACCACUGCCUUGAGGGAGGGCGUGUUGGAAACCUGUGAAUGUAAUCCUGCUUAGUGCUUUUCCUGAACUGCAGUCAGCAUGCUCAUGGAUCUGAUUUAGGGUCAGUUUUAUGUCUCCAGUAGUGAAUGAAGGAAAAGGGUUAACAGAGGAUGAAGCUGACCCUAAGCCAGAGAACAGCGCUGUUGCACAUCCAGACUGCUGCUGUCUAACCUGAUAUCAUAAACCAAGUGUUUGUUUUGUGGCUUUGGGUUAGCGUGAUGCACAGCUGACUGCUGAGUCCUGUGUUGCCUUGUACUGGACUGCUGUGGCUGCUAUUACAGCUCCCUGUGGAUCUUAUGUAAAACAAAUACAGAACAAUGUGCUUUUGUAUAAUCUGUAUGCAAACAAAUCACCAUACAGACUUUUUAUUGAAAAGACAAAACAAUGUUAUAAUUAUGUACAAAUGUCUAAAAUAAGGAAAAAUAAAGCCAUCUAACUCACAAACAUUAACUCAAAUGAUGUGUUUGAUGUAUGAAUUCAAUAAAAACUUGAAUGU
This is a messenger RNA of Xiphophorus couchianus (Monterrey platyfish), 1912 nucleotides long. RefSeq names its product phospholipid phosphatase 1a (gene plpp1a). Bases 191 to 1036 code for a protein of 281 amino acids. Gene Ontology annotation, cellular component: plasma membrane. Gene Ontology annotation, biological process: phospholipid dephosphorylation; signal transduction; phospholipid metabolic process. The transcript is spliced from 6 exons. Gene Ontology annotation, molecular function: phosphatidate phosphatase activity. NCBI's taxonomy places the organism in Eukaryota, Metazoa, Chordata, Actinopteri, Cyprinodontiformes, Poeciliidae. The record is from RefSeq and is a predicted model, not a curated record.